AGAAUGAGGUCAUGAGCUCUUUUGUACCCGUGUUGAAAUCACUACGUCAAGAGCAUCGUAAGAUGCGCACUUGCGUGUUAUCCAAGUCUCGCACAAUUAUGGAUUUGGUCAGAGUUUGUGAGAAUUUAUCGAGCGUCAGGGUAUAUGGGUGGAAUCUGACUGACAGCGAUAUACAAGAAUUUCCACAACACUGUCCUACACUCAAGGAGUUUCACGUGAUUGGGAUCAACAAGUCUCUCACGCGAACAUCCAUAAAUUCAAUCAUACGUUCUGUAUCUGAGCUUCGUGUACUGGAUCUGGACGGUGCAUUCGACCUACCGGAUAGCUUUGCAGAGACAUUGACCAAGAGGCAUCGAAAUUUGAAUUCUCUUAAGCUUUGCACCGAAUCGAUGACCGCCAAUGGGUUCAGUAUUUUGGCCAGUAGAUUGGGGCGGUUGACUGAAUUGACAUUGCAGAAUUGUUCCGGGCUUACUGACAAUAACGUCUUUCAGUUUGCGGAUACCAAUCCUAACUUGAAAGUAAUAUCCAUAUCUGGUGACGUACUUUCAAUAGAAUCCUUGAAGGCGGCCUGUACCUUGAAGGAAUUAUGUCAUCUGGACCUGAGGUGCACGUCUCAAGCCUGUGGGUCGUCACCAGAUGAUAGAUUUAUGACGCCGCUAGGUGGAAAUUUGCGCACGAUGUUGCUUGAGAAUCUACCCUUGAAUGAUGGCAUGAUUGAAAACAUGUUCAUUAAUUGCAAGCAGUUGGAAGUAUUUGGUCUUUCUCGAUGUUCUCUCGUGACUUAUCAUUCGAUAGAAAUAAUUUCACGUGCAUCUAGAAAUUUAAGGGUUUUAAAUGUCACCAGGUGUCCGUAUAUUACUGACAAGUGCUUGAGAUUUUUGGUGAAGUACUCUCGACACACGCUCACCGAAUUUAUAGUGGAGUCGUGUGGAAAAUUUGAUCCCAAAGGGGUACAUUGGCUUGCCUGUAACACCAACAACCUUGAAAGGAUGGCGUUUCACGAUACUGACACGAUAUUGAGAUCUUUUGUUUACCAUCAAUUCGCCGGCGAACGGCAUGAUCCAAAUGGCUCAUUAAGAUGUACAAUCGAAGGAGAAAAUUUAAAAAAAUUGAUCCAUUAUGAUAUUGAUCAGGAAGAAGAUUUGGUCAUCUCCAAAAGUAAGAUUCCUGAAUUGGCUGUGGAAUUAAAUCUACCUUUUGACGUUCUAGAAAGUGCAAUCAAGAAGGUGCUUGGCAAAGGAUGCUCCUCGACUUCGGCUACCUUAAGAAAAAACUUGGGCGACUUUGAUCGACGGGAUUCACUAAAUAGCUCACACAGUGGUUCACCGCGUCGAGAGUCCAGAGAUGCUGACUUCGACGAAACCGGAUCUUUGGCUAGCCGCUGUAGUUCAUAUUCCACGCCGGCGGAAUUAUCUUCUCCGAUUAAAAAGACUCAGAGUGGGUGGUCCUCAAUAAACAUAAAGAUUACUCGCUCGAAUCAAAGACUCUCCUUUGACUCAAAACGGGAAGAUCAGCCUAGUUCGAGCGUGAGUGUAACGCAAAACGCAGAUAAGCCCGACUCACCACCAGUGCCCGCUCAGGAAAAGGCAACUUUUGAUAAAGAAAAAUACGAGGUAGAUCGGACGACGAUUCAUGAGUCUCCACUUCCGACAACAGUUGAGCACCGUCAAUUCGUUGAAUCCCCAGUUCAGGAAGCGAGUCGGGAUGAGACCAUAUUGAAGUCACCUAUGUCUGAGUUCUCCAUGGAAGCUUCAACUUCGCGAGAUUCAGAGCAAGAUGAUUUGCAAAAGAAUAUUCAUGCGCAAAUUUCAUCUUCCCCUGAACCGCUCUACAAUGAAAUCACAAAGAAAACUUUAGGGGAUGAAGAAGAAACGAUUCCUUCAGAGCGAUCAGCGGAUGACCCCUCCGCGUGGGAUAACGAAAAUGAACAAUCGGAAAGUUUAUCAUGGAACGAUGAUAAUCUCGAUACAUCAAGGGAUUUGGGAGGAUGGGGAGAGAUGGAAUCGGACCAAAUAAUUCCUCACAAGUAUAAGUGGGCUGGGGAUCACUGGACGUCCGAGCAUUCUGAAGAUAGGUCGCAAGAUGAAAUUAUGGAGAGCACCGGAUAUGUUAACACUUCUUUUGUCAGAAAUUCAAGUGAGGCAAGUUACUCGAGAAGUAGAUCUUCUUCGCUUCAAAGGGACCACAGAGAAUGGCCCACACCUUCUGAGGCCGCUGCUCUCUCGCCCAAGAAACACGAGGCCGGAGAUCAUAGCGCACGGAACGUCGACUUUGCGUCACCAUGGGGAAGCCAUAAAAAGUGGUCUACCGAUGCGGAAAAAAAACAACCCGAACAACCUAAUCCCACCUGGGAUCCAAACGAAUUGAAAAAUGCAAAUUCUCCAAUCUAUUUUGAAGAAAAGAAGUUGCCCGUCAAUAAAAAUAAGGAUGAUAAUGGAUGGGGCCCUCCUCCGUCCAAUGAUAUUCCUUGGGAUGACGAACGUCAAGGUGUCUGCUUGGAACUUAUUCAAGAACAGAAGAGGUCGAUCUAUUGGGCAGUUCAGCAGGGUCAAUGGGUAAAACUCACCGGCGACGAGGAGACGGAGACUUCUGAGAAAGAGACCGUUGAGACGAGGUCGCAACGUUUUGAAAAUCAAAAUCAAACUUCGGAGAGGUGGAAUGAAAUACGUGAUUGCGCAAGGCGUGAUAGGGAUCGUGGCUUCGAGAGAGAGGACAACGCCAGCACUAUCAAAAAAGGGGAGAUUGCACAAUGUUAUAACGCAUCGAUAUCGAAUGCGGGAGAUGCCAGAGAACGAAUGGGUAAUCCCCAAUGGAAAUCAGAAAAUGAAUGGCGCCAUAAAGGGAAUGAACAAAAUCCCUUGUCAAAGCCAGGUAGGGAAUCUGGUGAUCUUAUUAAUCCUGACAUUCCCGAUAUUUCUGACUCGAAGAGCACUUCAGAUGAUUCCGAGGAGAUACUAUCGGUCUCCUCCAAUAAAGACUAUGGCGAGUACUCAAUUUUCGAUUCGAAAGACUCGGUCAAUUUACCAAGAAAAGAGAUAGACAUUGAUCUCUCAGAUCAAUUGAAUGACAGUGAGUUUGCUCGAGGUCGACGGUUUGUCGAAAACGUCAUGAUUUCAAACCCAACCGAAAGAGAUAUAAAAAGAGGGUCAAUAGAACGCAACGACAACUUACUUAUCGACCUUGAAUCCGACCAAAAUGUUGAAACUUCAUCCAAUAGUAAUCCAGGAUUCUCGGGAAAAGUCAAUCAAGAUAUCGCGGGUUUGAGCGACUUUUAUUGUAAUCCAGAAUCAUCA
Molecule: messenger RNA, 3293 nt
Organism: Acaulospora colombiana
Lineage: Eukaryota; Fungi; Glomeromycota; Glomeromycetes; Diversisporales; Acaulosporaceae
Source: the annotation of a GenBank genome assembly